Messenger RNA from Daphnia pulicaria, 3022 nucleotides. It is a transcript of the gene Drat, whose product is annotated as quinone oxidoreductase-like. The coding region runs from base 209 to 1396 and encodes 395 amino acids. The transcript has 7 exons. Gene Ontology annotation, molecular function: oxidoreductase activity. The record is from RefSeq and is a predicted model, not a curated record. Lineage: Eukaryota; Metazoa; Arthropoda; Branchiopoda; Diplostraca; Daphniidae.
CCUUCAGCUCCUUCACGCCAACCAUUAUUUUCUGUAAAAUCUGACGGAACGCAGUGUGUCUCUCUCUCUCUCUUGUCCAGCGUAUACAAGUUUCGAAAUUAAUUGCCUUUUGUUCUCUUGCGAUUGUGUGGACGAUAUUUCAUUCUGGUAUUACAUUCUUGAUAAAAAGAAUUUCAAUUUUUCGUUAAAAACAAAAAAUUGUGCAAAAAUGCCCGUCGAGUGUCUCAUCCCCGACGACAGGUUGUCCAAAUAUCCCCCAACAAUUCCUUCAUCAAGAAUGAACAGAGUGUGCAAGCAGGUUAGCAUCGAGAGCCCGGCCACGGUCGGUAUGAGCAAGGAAUACGUCUUCCAAUAUGACGUCAUGGUGCCUGAUGUGCCAGCCUUGGGAGCUCGAGUCAAAGUGAUGUGUGCUGGAGCUUGUUACCGGCAGAGGUCUGCCAGUGUUUCCAGCACUUCCAGUACUUGCUCGAUGGGCAGUGACAGUGGAUGCACCACCAGUGCCUCUCAUCGAGGACUUCGUGACUCUUCCUUCUAUCCAGGCUAUGAAGUAGCUGGAGUAGUAGAAUCUAUUGGUGAAGAGGUCGACCCCAGCUGUGGAGUUAAAGUUGGUGAUCAUGUCAUUGUCUACCCAUUUGAUGAAUGUCCUCCAGGCUAUGCUGAAUAUAUGAGUGUACCGGAAAUUGAAUUCCUGGUCAAGAUCCCAGACAAUAUGUCGUUGUCCGUAGCUGCCAUGCUACCAUCUGGCGCCCUGUGGGCUCUCAACACCGUCCAGAAGGCCGAGAGCGUUGUUCGACGCAUCUCUGAAGAGAAAGGACCCGAGGGAAUGUGCCACAUUCUGGUCGUCGGUACCGGUGGCCUGGCUCUUUGGGCUCUGCGUCUUGCUCGAUUUUUCUUCAGCGAGAAACAACACCGCGUCCAUAUUGCCGUGGCCUGCCUCCGUGAUGAAGGAUUUUGCUUGGCUCAGGAAUCUGGAAAGGUUGAUGUUAUACAAUGGAAUGAGGAGCUUUACGAGCGCAUUCUCAUUGAAAGGACCAAAGAUGCCUGCCAUGGUCAGGUUGACGUCGUCAUCGAUUUUGGCACAACUUCGCGCAGCCUCAACCGAUCAAUCCAAUGUCUACACAAGGGCGGCGUAGUUUUUCUCGGCCAUGAAACAGCUGAUCGACUUCUACCCAAAUUCUCGCGCAAGGCCGUCGAAUACGGCAUCACCAUUGAACCCGUCGAAACGGGAUCUGUGCAACAGCUCAAAGAGCUGGUUGACCUUGUUCACUCCGGCAAGGUUAAACCUCCACCGCACAGCGUUUUCCCAGCUGAAGAGGCUUCUGACGUGAUCAACAAACUGUGCAAAUCUGAAAUUCCCGGCAGGGCCAUUCUGCAAUUCCAUUCCUCAGCUCAGUAAAAGAAGAAACAGGAAAACAAAGAUUUAAAUAAGAUAAAUUAACGACAAAAAAUAUGGCGUGUAGGGGGUUGUAAAAUAUCCGCACAGUUGACUGGAGGGUGAAACAGCAUCCGUGUAAUACCCAGCACAUUUUUUUUAAUUAUUAUUAUUUUUUCCUUUUCCAUUAUUAUGGCCCACAUAAUUUGAUUUUGCGUUCCAGUUGCGACUUUUCUGUCAAUUCCUUCUAAUCAACAUUCUGUUGUUUGUUUUUUGUUCGGUUGUAUUACCGAAUGAAGAGCUCUGGCUCGAUCCGUCAAAGUGCACUCCCAUUCAACCUCUUAAUUACUCCAUCAACUCAGUGACAAAUUCUUUUCAUUGUUUAGUAAAUAGGCAGGAAGACAUUAGCAAUCAUGGCAGUUGAAUUGAAUCUUUUCUCUAUAGCUACCGUUUUACAGUAUAUCUCUUACCGUUCUUAAACCCAUAUACUAUUUAGACUAAAGCCCGUAUGUACCAGAGUCAGGGACUACACUUGGGAGACGUAAACUGUUGCUCUUGUGACUUGUCUGUGCGGGUCUAAUAUAGCGUUCUCACGAGAAAUCGCAAGCGGGUCAAAGCCAAGGGAAUCAAAAGACAAACCAAUUUGUCUUUUUCUAGGGAAAAGGAAAAGGAUUUGUCUUCGCUCUUUGCUGUGGCAACUGUUCCAUUUGAUUCAUUUUAGUGUAUUUACUUUACAAUGGUUACAAUUCAAUUAUUUCGUUUAAUUCCAUCGUCAUUCAAGCAACGAUUCAAUUGAGAGAAACUCGGUUUACGCGGGUGAUUGCGUAUAGUGUCUAGAGGAGUUGGAACUCUUUGAUUUCUUUUCUUUUGAUUUUAUUUUCAAAAAUUUUUCUGUUUUUUGGGAUCUCAAGUAGAGAGACGUUGAUCGAAAUUCGGCUCGAUAGAUAAAGCGUCGACCAGAGUGCAAAUUUUAGUUAAAAUUGAAACAAAAACAAUAACAGUCUGAAAGUCUGAGAUGGUAGGAUGUAAUCGAUUAGAGAAAAGCACACACCGGUGAAUGAUACAACUAGACAAUUUAAUUCUGAUUUUGUUAACUGAUGUUGCCCUUCUCUCCCCCUCCCCCCUGUUCUAGAGAGAGUCGUGUCGACCACCGGCACUCCAUUGUUCUUGUUUUAUUCUUUCCGAUUCUUUGCAAUUAUUAAAACAAAAUUUUUGUCAUUAACGAUGAUGUUAUAAUCUAGCGUCUGAUUUGGAAAAAAAGAUCGAUGGAGAGCAAGAAAAAAUGGGAUAAAUGAAAACCAAUGAGUCAUUUCUCUCUUAAUUCUAGUAGGGGCGUUAACAAUUUGAAGAAGAAGAAACAAACAUUUAUUAGUUCUUUCAACCAAAUAAUAACGCUGUCUGAAAAAACCUUAACACGUGAAUCGUCUCCCCCCAAUUUUUCUUUGAUAGUGAAGAAGAAGAAUCGUUUCGAUCUGCGGAUGUAACAUUGAUUGUGAUGGAUCGUAGAUUUAUACAAGCCCCCCAUCCCGGCCUCCUCCCAAUAUUUUGCUUUCACUCGUUGAUGGAAACCUCUCUUGUUUCCCUCCCCCCUGCCCUGUUCACGUCAGUGUAUAUCAUAAUACUAUGGAAUAAAGUGACAUGUUUCUUGCA